CCUAAUUCGUAUACUACAGUAGUAACCUUGAACAUGAUUGUAAGGUUUUAUGAAAUUUUAAAGAGUUGGUUAAUUUCUUAAUUGUGUGUUUGUUUGUGUUGAAAAUGCAUAAUAAACGACGAACUAGUCACACAGCAAAUUUGAAUUUUCGCCCUACUAACAAUGACAUAAAUAUAGAUCAAAAGGGCACGAAACCUACCAGUGAACCCACAUCUAUUGGAGAAAUAUUUACCUUAAUGGUUUUAUAUGUCUGCAAAAAGUCUCUGUUUUUUAACACAAAUAUAAAAAUUGCAAUUUAUUUAGGAAGCCUUUUUCUAGUAUCCUUAAUAGCUGAUGUGAUACCAAUACCUAAAAUGUAUCUAUCAAGAUCUGAUAAUAUUUUCAAUAAGUACCUUGUAAAAUUUGCUUGGGGAUGGAAUCUAAUAUUGUUGAUACCAUUUGUGUUUUUUACAUCUUUAAUUUAUUGCUGUGGACAAGUCCAAAUGAUCGUAAAACACCAUUUACUAAGAAUCGGAAUAGCAACUUUUUUUUGGUGGUUUUGGACAACACUUUUUAAUUACGUUGAAGCAUCCUAUGGAAAAUGUGGAAACUUAAACUAUUUUACAAAAGGUAAAUGUUUACAAGCAGGACAUUUAUGGAACGGUUUUGAUCUGUCUGGUCAUUCUUUUAUAUUAAUUUAUGGCAGCUUGCUUAUCAUAGAAGAAACGAGAAGUAUUCAAAAUUGGGAUGGAAUUCGAGAAUUCCUACGUUUAGAAGAACACUACAGGAUGUCAAAAGAAACUGAAUUUAAUUCCAAUCCGCUCCGGUUUCUUACCGAUAAUGAACUAAAGAAAAUAAAGUUUUAUUAUAAAAAAUACACACCGUACAUCAGAGGUUUAGUUAUUGUGAUAUGCAUAUUCCAAAUUAUAUGGGAUAUUAUGUUAAUAUGUACAAUGCUAUAUUACCAUGUAAUGAUUGAAAAGUUCUUAGGAGGAGUUUCUGCCAUACUUACUUGGUUCGUCACUUAUCGCUUGUGGUAUUCACAUCCGAAACUAUUACCCAAACUACCCGGAGAAGGAAUCUUCAGAUAUCAAGAAAUGGAGGUUGAAGAAAAUUCUACAGUACGCAAUGAUCGUGAAACUGUUUCUGGCAUAAUGGAUGUAGAUGAAACACAAAAAAGUUUAAAACAUGAAGAUAAUGUGCUCGAUGUAAACCAAAAUGUAUAUAAUGUUCCUGGCGUGAUAAUGGAUGUAGAUGAAACACAAAAAAGUUUAGAACACGAAGACAAUGUGCUUGAUGUGAACCAAAAUGUAAAUAAUUCAAUUAGUAAUGCACAUACUCUGACAGAUCCGAAUGGUUCAACACAUAGGCAGCUGGAUUCUAUUGAUAAUGAAUCUAUAGUACAAACGGAACUGACGGGUCCAGUUUUAACCAACAGAAAUUGUUAUUUAGAUACUGAUGGUGAAGUAAAAAAAUCACUAAACAAAAGAUACCGGAACCAAAAGUGAAAAAAAACCGAAUGGUAUUCCAGACGAAAAAAACAGGCUUUAACCCUUUCGCUGCGCAAUAUGUCUGAACGUAGCUACCGCGCCAUGCGCGAAAGUUUAU
Anoplophora glabripennis (Asian longhorned beetle) is the source of this 1587-nucleotide messenger RNA. RefSeq names its product FIT family protein CG10671 (gene Fitm). Lineage: Eukaryota; Metazoa; Arthropoda; Insecta; Coleoptera; Cerambycidae. Gene Ontology annotation, biological process: lipid storage; phospholipid biosynthetic process; lipid droplet organization. Gene Ontology annotation, cellular component: endoplasmic reticulum membrane. Bases 105 to 1487 code for a protein of 460 amino acids. The transcript has 2 exons. The record is from RefSeq and is a predicted model, not a curated record.